Molecule: messenger RNA, 2466 nt
Organism: Phytomonas sp. EM1
Lineage: Eukaryota; Euglenozoa; Kinetoplastea; Trypanosomatida; Trypanosomatidae
Source: the annotation of a GenBank genome assembly
AUGAGAUCCCUUGGCUCUAUAUUUGGGAUUAAGACAGACAAAGCAAUGAAUGAAAUAAAUAAGCCACCUUCAAAGUCUGCGGUGAGCUCUUGCACAGACGACUAUAAAGACAAUAAAGCGAGGUGUGCUUUAUCGAGCAUAGGGCUUAGUCCCUCUGAUUCGUAUGGUAACAAAUAUGAUGACGUAAUGCUAAGCGAGGCGCCCCUCGAAACGGAGGAAAUUCCGGUUUCAGAGGUGGCAGAUUUUUUUAAAGCGUUUCAACACACUCUGUGUGAAUGCAAGGAUAUGCGCGAAAGGCAUAACGUAGUUAAGAAGGCCAAGAUGAUUUGCUUGCAAAUAGCACAUUCCAGGGCUACUCUAACACAUGAAGAAUUCGCGUGUGCCUUUGGAAAGCCCUCCACCGCAAUUCAGAGUCUCCUCGAAGAAAUACAGGAGGAGUCUGUAGCUCUCCGUGCGCGGCAUGCUCUGGCUCUUUACCAUUUCUGUCUGGAGCUUGAUCAAGAAUUCGAAGACGAGUUAUUUUCAUGUGGAACGGGGUUUCUUGCAUCUCUGCGGCGGGAGAAUACCCUGGGGUUUCCCGACGUAACGCAUGAGCCAAAUCCUGCCACCGCCCCUCCGACCACUCCACCCACGUUGAAGCGAUGCCAAGACCUUGACUUAGUUAAGAUUUACCGUAAUCUACUUAAGGGUGGGGGCUACCUACCGACUGCAGCUGAAAUGAACGAAAUUCUGAUUCGUGCCGACGGUAUCUUUCGGGAUUUACCGAAUAUUGUCAUGGUACCUCUGCCGGUUGUCGUGGUGGGGGAUAUUCAUGGGCAGAUACGCGACUUGCGCGAGCAUGUUUUGUCUGCAGGUGGUCCCUUAGUUUCGGAGGAGAAACUCCGUGCGGCAUCCAUCCGCGCUGGGGCUCCUGCGAAGGAGAAUACGAAGAUUUGUAAGGGAUCUGCUAACCAUAGCUGCAAGAUAAGGUCCGAGGGGCUAAACAAAGUGGGUAAUUUACCCCAAGAGAAUGUGAAACAGCCGACCUCGUCAUCCUUUCACCACCAACCCGACUCUACCGCGAUCAAGAGCAAGGCUACACAAGGUAGAAAAAGUACGGAACGCGCAGCACUUGAGGACGGCUCUUCGGGAAAGAACCCAUCACGAGAUAUGACAAAGGCAUCCACGUAUCUUUUUCUAGGAGAUUACGUUGAUCGUGGCAAGGGCAGCCUAGAGUGUCUAUGCCUUCUUUUGGUGGCUAAGCUUCUCUCGCCAGAUACGGUCUUCUUGCUUCGUGGCAAUCAUGAGUGCUCCCUCGUUAACCGACAUUACGGCUUUCUGGAAGAGUGCCAUCGGAUGUAUCCCAUCAUCAAUAAUUGUGUUCGUAGUUCCGUAUUUAUCACCCCAGCCACCGUCAACUCAGAAGGCGGGACGCUCAAACAAGUCCGAGAGGGGAAAGGCAGUUCCCAUGGAGGGUCUCCCCCCGGAGGCGGAUUGCAGAAGAAGACGGGGAAAAAGUCCGGUGGGGAAUCAGAAGCGGGUAUGGGUACCACUGACUUGUUGACCACGGCAGAGGAGGCCGCGAACCAGGCCGCCCAACUUGAGAGCGAGCAGGCUGCGAUGGAUGCGAUGGAGUGGGAUCUUAGCGACCACCCGCUCUGGAUCAUCGCGAACAAAGUCUUCGAGUGCCUACCGAUUUGUGCUGCGAUUUAUGAAACCGUCGAGCGAGUGGGAUGCGAGGGGCCUCAGGGGGAAAAAGACGUCUCGGCCGCACCCCGUCGGACGAAAAGCUGCAGUAACCCCACACCGCUGAAGGAGUCAAAAGUGGAGAUAGCAGACAAACCCUCAAAAUUUAUUAAUCGAGUAAGGAAUGAGGAUGAUAAGCGACAGGUGGUGAGGAUUUGUGCGAUGCAUGGUGGACUUUCACCCCACAUUGGAAACAGUCUCGAUGGCAUUAUUGCUGUUAAUCGAUUCAAGGUUAUUGAGAACGGUGCUCUGGCUGAUUUAACGUGGUCAGACCCUAUCUCCAGCGCGCAGGGCUCCUCUGAUUCUUGCCAUCAUGAAGCAGGUGAUGGCGCCAACUGCCUGCCAGGGGAUAAUACGAAUUAUCAUUUGGUGUUUAAAAAUAAUUUCGAUUUUUCAGUUCCAGUAGACUACGAUGGCCCGGUUAUAGGGUUUUCACAUAACGCCCGGGGUACGGGGCAUACGUUUGGUGAGGAUGUCACCUGCUCUUUUUUAAAAAAGAACAAGAUAAACUACAUCAUUCGUGCUCAUCAGUGUGUUCAGAAAGGAUUUCAAUGGCUUCACCAACAUCGUGUGCUUACCAUUUUUUCAGCAUCAAAUUACUGCGGUACUGGAAAUAAAGGUUCUAUUGCGAUACUGGACGAACAUGGAAUUCCAGAACUGAUUCAGUACAGUCAUAUCGAGGCCACCGAAGACGUGGAAGUCGAUGUAACCGCCCCCAUUCCGCCUCGAAAAUUUCUAUGA